AUGAUGAGAACUUACCAUUGCUUCUGGCUGCUGUUUUGGGCUGGUCAGCCCCACCAAAGUUUCUUAACUCCAUUACCCAAAAGGACUAGUGGCUUUCCAGAAAAGGAAAAGGUUUUGGUAUUGUCUGGAAACAGUAGGCGAGACCUCCACCGUUCCAAAAGGAGCUGGAUGUGGAAUCAGUUCUUUUUAUUGGAGGAAUACACAGGAACUGACUACCAAUACGUUGGCAAGCUGCAUUCAGACCAGGAUAAAGGGGAUGGAUCACUUAAGUACAUCCUUUCUGGAGAUGGAGCAGGAGACCUUUUCAUUAUCAACGAAAACACUGGUGACAUCCAGGCCACAAGGAGACUAGACAGAGAAGAAAAGCCUGUGUACAUUCUCCGUGCCCAGGCUGUAAACAGAAGGACUGGAAGACCAGUGGAACCAGAAUCUGAGUUCAUCAUUAAGAUCCAUGAUAUCAAUGACAAUGAGCCAAUGUUUACAAAGGAUGUUUACAACGCCAGCAUUCCUGAAAUGUCAGAUGUUGGUACCUUCGUCGUGCAAGUCACUGCAACCGACGCUGACGAUCCCACAUAUGGGAACAGUGCUAAAGUUGUCUACAGCAUUCUCCAGGGACAACCAUAUUUCUCUGUCGAAUCUGAGACAGGCAUUAUUAAAACUGCUUUGCUAAACAUGGACCGUGAAAACAGGGAACAAUACCAAGUGGUCAUCCAGGCAAAGGACAUGGGAGGCCAGAUGGGUGGAUUAUCAGGAACCACCACCGUGAACAUCACACUGACUGAUGUAAACGACAAUCCACCUCGCUUCCCCCAGAGCACGUACCAAUUCCGAGCUCCUGAGUCUAUGCCAUCUGACUCGCCAAUUGGCAGGAUAAAAGCUAAUGAUGCUGAUGUGGAUGAAAAUGCAGAGAUUGAAUACAGCAUCACUGAGGGGGAUGGAUAUGACAUGUUUGGAAUUAUCACAGACAAGGACACACAGGAAGGAAUUAUAACUGUCAAAAAGGCACUGGAUUUCGAAAAGAAAAAUCUGUAUAUUCUGAAAGUGGAAGCUACCAAUACUCAUGUGGACCCUCGAUUCCUCUACCUGGGGCCAUUCAAGGACUCGGCUACAGUCAGAAUUCAAGUGGAAGAUGUUGAUGAGCCUCCUGUGUUCAGCAGACCAGCUUACAUAAUGGAAGUGAAAGAAGAUGUUCCAAUAAACAGUGUAAUAGGAACAGUAACUGCUCAGGAUCCAGAUGCUGCCAAGAACCCUGUCAAGUACUCUGUAGAUCGACACACUGAUAUGGACAGAGUAUUCAACAUCAAUUCAGGAAAUGGUUCGAUAUUUACUUCAAAACCCCUUGACCGGGAAACACUGCUAUGGCACAACAUUACAGUAAUAGCAGCAGAGAUCAACAACCCAAAAGAAAGUAGCCGUGUCCCAGUGUUCAUUAAAGUUCUGGAUGUAAAUGACAAUGCUCCGGAGUUUGCCAUGUUUUAUGAGACAUUCGUCUGUGAAAAUGCAAAGGCAGAACAGGUGUGGUGUAAUUUUUUCCUAUCGUUUCAGCUGAUACAAACGUUAAGUGCUGUUGAUAAAGAUGACUCUUACAGUGGACAUCAGUUUUCAUUCUCCUUACCUCCAGAGACAGCGAGCAGCUCCAACUUUACACUACAGGACAAUAGAGACAACACAGCAGGGAUUUUCACCCGAAAAACCAGAUAUAACCGGCAUGAAAUGAGUACCUACUUCUUGCCAGUGGUAAUAUCAGACAAUGACUACCCUAUCCAGAGCAGCACUGAAACGGUGACUAUUCGAGUGUGUGCUUGCGACCAUCGAGGAAAGAUGCUGUCCUGUAAUGCAGAAGCCUUGGUUCAUCCUACAGGUCUUAGCACUGGGGCUCUUAUUGCCAUUCUUCUCUGUAUCAUUAUAUUACUUGUUACAGUAGUGCUGUUUGCAGCACUGAGACGGCAGCGGAAGAAAGAGCCUUUGAUUAUUUCCAAAGAAGACAUCAGAGACAACAUUGUCAGUUAUAAUGAUGAAGGUGGUGGAGAGGAAGACACCCAGGCAUUUGAUAUCGGCACACUGAGAAAUCCUGAAGCCAUAGAUGACAAUAAAUUACGCAGAGACAUUGUGCCAGAAACACUUUUUAUGCCACGGCGAACUGCAACGGUGCGAGAUAAUGCAGAUGUCAGAGAUUUCAUUAACCAAAGGUUAAAGGACAAUGAUACAGACCCAACAGCACCCCCAUAUGACUCGUUAGCAACCUAUGCGUACGAAGGUAACGGUUCUGUGGCCCAAUCCCUCAGCUCCUUGGAGUCAGUGACUACGGAAGGAGAUCAGGACUACGAUUACCUCAGUGACUGGGGCCCUCGGUUUAAAAAGCUGGCAGAUAUGUAUGGCGCAAUGGACAGUGACAGAGACUCUUAA
Messenger RNA from Indicator indicator, 2406 nucleotides. RefSeq names its product cadherin-6. Gene Ontology annotation, cellular component: catenin complex; plasma membrane; adherens junction. Gene Ontology annotation, molecular function: cadherin binding; calcium ion binding. The transcript is spliced from 11 exons. Lineage: Eukaryota; Metazoa; Chordata; Aves; Piciformes; Indicatoridae. Gene Ontology annotation, biological process: calcium-dependent cell-cell adhesion; cell-cell junction assembly; cell morphogenesis. The record is from RefSeq and is a predicted model, not a curated record. Bases 1 to 2406 code for a protein of 801 amino acids.